UAGUGCUAAAUUAGUAUAAGAUAAUCCGUGUAGGAAUAGGUACGCAUUCUUGCCCCGCGCCAAACGCUCCCUCUUCUCCCAACUACACCUCAAUCCCACCCCCAAUUUCAGAGAUUUUUGUUUUUGUCCUGGUUUCGUCUCCAAAUCCUGACGAUUAAAACCCUAAUUUUGAAGAAAUGGGGAGUAGCGGGGGCAGCGAUGUGGAGGCGGGGUUCGCGAAGCUACAAGGUGAAGACUUCGAAUACUAUAUGCAGACCUAUUCUAUAAUUCUCGGCCGCAAUUCAAAGAAAUCUUCGGUGGAUGUAGACCUCUCCUCUCUUGGCGGCGGGAUGAACAUCAGCCGCCACCACGCCCGCAUUUUCUACGACUUUCAACGGCGUCGUUUCGCUCUCGAGGUGCUCGGCAAGAACGGCUGCUUUGUCGAGGGCGUCCUCCACCUCCCUGGCAACCCCCCGGUGAAGCUCGAUUCGCAGGACCUUUUACAAAUUGGUGACAAAGAAUUCUACUUUUUGUUGCCUGUUAGGAGCAUUCUCGGCGGGCCAAUUGGUCCUAGGCAUCACGUGAGUAAUUAUCAGAUGGGUGGUUCUGCUCAUCAGUAUCAUCAUGCUGCUCAGAGUCAGCAGCAGCAUCAUUUGGGGUUGCCUCCACCCCCGGCCCCCGGUGGCGGAACGGUGGGGUAUGGGAAGAAGGGAAGAACCAGAGGGGAAUAUUAUGAGGAUGAGUAUAAUGAGGAUGAUGGCGGGGAGGAUGGGUCGUCGGGAGCGAAGAAAAUGAGGAGGGGCGAUGGGGUUGAUGGCUCGGGUAGUGGUGGUUAUGGGUAUGGUUCUGGUGGGAAAGCAGGGGCCUCAGGGCAAAUGGAAAAAAAGGGUGAUGCAAGAUCACGUGCAGACAGGGAAGCUGACAACCAGCAGCUCCUUCAGUUAGAGGAAAAGGAUGUCGUAUCAUCAGUAGCAACAGUGCUGUCUGAUUUAUGUGGUCCCGGAGAAUGGAUGCCCAUGGAGAAACUUCAUUCCGAGCUGGUGGAACAGUUCGGCAAUAUCUGGCAUCAUAGUCGUGUGAGGAGGUACCUGGCGUCUGAGGAUUAUUCUAGCCCAGAAGCCAAGGGAAAACCGUGGUAUGGAUUGCUUAUGUUGUUGAGGAAAUAUCCAGAGCACUUUGUUAUCAACACAAGAUCAAAGGGACGGGUUGCGUUGGAGUUUGUUUCUCUCGUCUCGCUACUGUCGUGAGAACUUCUAAAUAUCCUCAGAAAUGUAAAAUAUAACUAUCUGGACCAUGAUAAAACUAAUAUUAUAACUCUAAUAUUGCAGUUGCUGUUUUUAAAAUCAUGGUGGUGACUUGUAAUCCUGUUCCGUAUUCUUAUAUGUCUACUUCGACUCACCUAAGCGUCUUGCUGCUUUUUUUAUGUCUCUUGUUUCACCUGGGGUAUUCGUUCUUGCAACCCCCAAGGUGUCAUGUGUAGGUAGGCCACCGAUGUUUUCAGGUCUAGAGUUCAGAUUUAUUGCAGUGAAUACACACUUGUAAUGUUUGAGCAUGGAAUUUUUGGUAAUUGUUUGUAGCAUGUGCCAUAUAUUACAUGUUUACAAUGAAAAAUCAAAAUAUGGAAUUUCGUU
Sesamum indicum (sesame) is the source of this 1610-nucleotide messenger RNA. It is a transcript of the gene FHA2, whose product is annotated as SMAD/FHA domain-containing protein. Gene Ontology annotation, biological process: regulation of ribosomal protein gene transcription by RNA polymerase II. Gene Ontology annotation, cellular component: nucleus. The record is from RefSeq and is a predicted model, not a curated record. Gene Ontology annotation, molecular function: protein binding; sequence-specific DNA binding. NCBI's taxonomy places the organism in Eukaryota, Viridiplantae, Streptophyta, Magnoliopsida, Lamiales, Pedaliaceae.